Molecule: messenger RNA, 433 nt
Organism: Saccostrea cuccullata (small rock oyster)
Lineage: Eukaryota; Metazoa; Mollusca; Bivalvia; Ostreida; Ostreidae
Product: type-2 ice-structuring protein-like
Exons: 3
Source: RefSeq, a predicted model, not a curated record
UUUCUCUCCUUAGUCAUAACGUGAAAAAGAAACAAUCCAUUCUAGCCCCGCUACUUCCUUAUUUGUGUCUGUUCAUCACGAUAGCAUGUUUAAAAUCAUACUUGCGUUUUCAUUCUGUUUCCUAGUUUCCAAAAUCUUCUGCUUAUGGAAUCCCUGUUCAGAGAAUGAACAAUCAUAUCUGUUUGAGGAGAAAUGGGGCAAUUGGAAGAAGGCUGCCGGGGAAUGUGAAGAAGCAGGAGGAGCUCUAGCCACCGUCAUCAGUGAAAACUGUACACUCAGGAAUCUAAAUGAAAAUUUGACCUACUUCAUUGGAGGUAUGAAUUCACCCUCUGGAAACUGGACAUGGGUAGAUGGUACUCAGAUGAACCAGAAACAUUGGGCUCCACGUAAUUUCUUUUUUAUAAAUUUUCCAUGGAAAAUAUCAAUAUCAUUU